This is a messenger RNA of Aspergillus melleus, 1317 nucleotides long. RefSeq names its product aminotransferase-like domain-containing protein. The record is from RefSeq and is a predicted model, not a curated record. The transcript has 3 exons. Gene Ontology annotation, molecular function: L-2-aminoadipate:2-oxoglutarate transaminase activity; pyridoxal phosphate binding. The coding region runs from base 1 to 1317 and encodes 438 amino acids. Gene Ontology annotation, biological process: biosynthetic process. Lineage: Eukaryota; Fungi; Ascomycota; Eurotiomycetes; Eurotiales; Aspergillaceae.
AUGGGCUCCCAAGGAAACGAUGUGAUUGAUCUCUUUCGAGGCCACCCAGACCCGAGCUUACUGCCGAUGAGCGCGAUAGCUAAGGCCUCCGCGACGGUCAUGGCGACGCCCGACGUCCGCGCGCAAGCCAUGCUAUACGGGCCCGACGAAGGCUAUGGGCCGUUGCGACAGCACAUCGCACGCUGGCUGACGGAUUUCUACCAUCCCCGGGACCCUAUCCCUGCCGACCGCAUCUGUAUCACGGGCGGUGCGAGCCAGAACCUGGCGUGCAUCUUGCAAGUCCUCACCGAUCCCGUCUAUACGCGCAAUGUCUGGAUGGUGGCGCCCACGUACUUCCUGGCAUGUCGCAUGAUGGACGACGCCGGAUUCGCGGGUCGGAUGCGAGGCGUCCCCGAAGACGAGUCGGGCGUGGAUCUGACCUACCUCCGGCGGGAACUGGUGGCGGCUGAGGAGAAAGCGGAGGCCGAGGGAAAUACUGAGCCGACUCACAAACCGGCCCGACCAUGGGGAAAGAUCUACAAACACAUCAUCUAUGCCGUACCCACCUUCUCCAAUCCGUCAACCCUGACCAUGUCGCUUUCGGACCGCGAGAAUCUGGUCCGGCUCGCUCGGGAGUUUGACGCCCUGAUCAUCACAGACGACGUUUAUGAUUUCCUGCAAUGGUCGUCGGACCCGAAGAAAUCUCUCGCUCACCCGGAUAAAGCCCGACUUCCGCGGAUCGUCGACGUGGACCGGUACCUAGACGGCGGGCCUCAGGAUGAAUUCGGCAACGCAGUAAGCAAUGGCAGUUUCAGCAAGCUCAUCGGCCCCGGGACACGAACCGGAUGGGCGGAAAGUACGGAGAAAGUUGCAUGGGGGAUCUCUCAAGCAGGCUCGAGUCGAUCUGGCGGCGCACCGUCCCACCUCACAGCCACAAUUAUCGACCAGCUCUUCCCCACGGGGACCUUCCCCCGGUUUCUCGAGGAGUCGCUCAAACCGAGCUACGCAAGGCGAUACUAUCGGCUGAUGGGGGCCAUCCGAGAACACCUGCUGCCCCUCGGUGUCACGCUGCCCACCACGCCGGAGGUAGCAGGAGGGUACUUCAUCUGGGUGCAGCUGCCCGCUCCGUUGCGGGCGAGUGAGCUGGCGCCCGUCGCACUGCAGGAGCAAAAGGUGAAGGUGGCCACCGGUAAUUUGUUCCAGGUGCAGGGCGACCCGUCAGCCGGCCCGGACGAUUUCAAUCGAGGGGUGCGUCUGUGUUUUUCAUGGGAGCACGAGGACAGGUUGGAGGAGGGGGUGCGUCGGCUGGCCUGCGCGGUGCGCAACGCUUUAUCAUAG